Messenger RNA from Quercus robur (English oak), 3806 nucleotides. RefSeq names its product receptor-like protein 6. Gene Ontology annotation, molecular function: protein binding. The coding region runs from base 126 to 2501 and encodes 791 amino acids. NCBI's taxonomy places the organism in Eukaryota, Viridiplantae, Streptophyta, Magnoliopsida, Fagales, Fagaceae. The record is from RefSeq and is a predicted model, not a curated record. The transcript has 3 exons.
CACUUGAUCUCUCUUGGAAUUAUGAUUUCUCUUGGAAUUAUGGCUUGAGAAUAGAAACGCCUAGUUUGAAAAGGCUUGUUCAAAACCUAACCCAUCUGACUGAACUUGUUUUGGAUAAGGUUAACAUGUCUUCUGUUUCACCUAAUUCUUUCAUGAAUUUGUCUUCCUCUUUGACAUCUCUUAGUCUUUCUAAAUGUGGAUUGAAAGGGAGAUUCCCAGAUAAUAUAUUCCACCUCCCAAACCUCCAGCUGCUUGAGGUAGGUUACAACUACAAUCUCACCGGUUCCCUUCCAACGUAUAACUGGAGUACUCCUCUCAAGUCCUUGGGUCUCUCUAGUACUGGAUUCCCAAUUGACAUACCUAAUUCUAUCAGCAAUCUCAAGUCCUUAAAAGAAUUGUACCUUCGUAAUUGCAGUUUCAUAGGUUCACCGUAUCCAACAUUUCUUUCAAACCUCACACAAAUAACUUCUUUGGGCCUCUCAUAUAAUAACUUUGGUGGUCAGUUUCCAUGGUCCCUCCUAAACAAUGCAGGACUUACUUAUUUAGGUCUCUCAGGCAACAAUUUCAUAGGUCAACUUCCAAAUCUUUCAACAAACUGGACAAAAGUUUCUUCUUCAAACAGGUCUUCCAAUAGUCAGUUAGUAAGUCAAAUUCCUUCCAAAUUGGUAUUUCUCUCUUUGUCUUAUAACUUAUUGAACGGCACUAUACCAUCUUGGGUGUAUGACAUACCAUCUUUGCAGUACUUAUUUCUACAAUAUAACCAACUGACUGGGCAUAUUGGUGAAUUCCUGCAUAACUCAUUGGUUUUUCUUCAGUUGAAUAAUAACAAACUACAUGGUCCCCUUCCAUUGUCAAUCUCUAAAUUGGUGAGCCUUUAUCAACUAAGUGUUUCCUUCAAUAAUUUAAGUGGCAAUGUGGAGUCAAAAAUAUUCUCAAAACUCAAAAGUCUUGAAUAUCUUGAUAUGUCAAAUAACCCUCAUCUAUCACCAAGCUCCUUCACCCUCGCCACCAAUAUCUUGCCCAACAUUUCCUUUUUACAGUUGUCUUCUUCCAACAUAACUGAAAUUCCACACUUUUUACGAACUGCAGAAAAUAUAGGAUACUUAGACCUUUCCAAAAACCAAAUCAAAGGCAAUAUUCCGAAGUGGUUUUUGGAGGUGGGGAAGGAUUCAUUGUUCAAUUUGAAUCUUUCAUACAACUUCUUGACAAGUGUAGGACACCUUCCGUGGAAGAACUUGGAAUAUCUUGAUUUUCGUUCUAACUUGCUUCAAGGACCACUUCCAAUACCUCCACUAGGCAUAUCUUUCUUUUCAGUCACAAGGAAUAAAAUAACUGGACAAAUCUCUUCCUUGAUUUGCAAUCUCAGUUCUAUUAAGUACCUUGAUUUGUCUUAUAAUCACUUGAGUAACAUGAUUCCUCCAUGUUUUGGAAACUUUAGUGACAAUCUCAUGGAUCUGAAUUUACAAAAUAACAAUCUUAACGGCACCCUCCCAAUGAAAUUUGCAAAGGGAUGUCGCUUGAGAAGUCUUAAACUCAAUGGCAACCAAUUUGAAGGGUCAUUGCCACAAUCAUUGGUCCGUUGUAGAAAUUUGGAAGUUCUAGAUUUUGGUAACAACAAGAUUAAUAGCACCUUCCCUCGUUGGUUGGAAACUCUUCCAAAGUUGCGGGUUCUUAUCUUGCGAUCAAACAACUUUCAUGGUGCCUUAGGAAACCCCAAGACCAAAUUCCCAUUCCCAAAUUUGCGAAUCAUAGAUCUCUCUCACAAUGAGUUCCAUGGGCAUUUGCCGACAAACCUUUUCAAGUAUUUAAAAGCCAUGAUGAAUGUGAGUGCGGACAAAGGUGAAUUGAAAUAUAUGGGUGAUGAUUAUUAUCAAGAUUCCGUGACAGUGGUGAUGAAAGGGUUUUUCAUUGAUUUGGUAAAAAUCCAAAGUCUAUUCACAACCAUUGAUUUCUCCAACAAUAAUUUCAAAGGAGAAAUUCCAAAGGUAAUUGGAGAGCUUCGAUCAUUGAAGGGGCUUAAUUUUUCACACAAUAAUCUUACAGGUUCUAUGCCUCAAUCGUUGGGAAAUUUAACCAAUCUUGAAUGGCUAGAUCUCUCCUCAAACAAGCUCACAGGUGAAAUUCCUAUUCAAUUGGUAGAUCUCACAAUGCUAGCAUUUUUAAACCUAUCAGAAAAUUAUCUUUUUGGACAUAUACCCCAAGGUAAACAAUUCAAUACCUUUAUGAAUGAUUCUUACUAUGGGAACCGUGGGUUAUGUGGAUUUCCAAUGACAAAAGCUUGUGGCAAUGAUGAGGGACAACAACCAUCACCAUCAUCAACCCUUCAAGAAGAUGAUUUUGAAUUUGAAAAUGGGUUUCAUUGGAAAGUUGUAUUGUUGGGGUAUGGCUGUGGAUUCAUGUUUGGAUUGGGUUUGGGUUAUCUUGUGUUCUCAAGUGGAAAACCGAAAUGGCUAGUGAAUAUUGUUUAUGGAGGAAGACAUAACAAGUUACAAAGAUCCUAGAAGAAUGCUCGUGGAUGAACUCAUUGAAGAAGAAUCUAAUGGAUACAAAUACUAGAUUAAAGAUCUUGUUGGUUGGAUUGCAUGAAGAGUAAUUAUUUAUUUAUUUAUUUAUUGAAGAGCGGUGUUAAUUACCCUAGUGCUACCUAGGAUGCUUGGAGGAGUAGACUAAUGUCCUCUAUAUUUUCAAUUAGAUAAGAUUCUAAAGUUACAUAUUGAUUGUGGGGAAAGCUUAGAAACUUAAUAAAUUGAAUAUAUGUUCCUAGUGUUUUUUGCUGUAUUGGUUUCCACAAAUUGUUACAUACACCUUUACUAGUUGUUUCAGGGAAUUUUUGGUUAUGGUUUUUCAGGUCUAAAAUUUCAAAAAAUUAAAAAAAAAUGAAAUACUUUUCUUAUCCCAAAUUCAGUUAAACUAACAAUAAAGAACAGCUCUUAGUAAUUCUUUUUGUUGGAGUGCUCUUAUGUACAGGCUGGUGGCCCUUUCUAUCUCUCUAACAGGAUGGAGGGACAGCAUUCAUUCAUAAUUUAGAUCACUGGCUGACAUUCCAUGACUAGAUGAUGAUAAAAAAUUGGCUAUGGUGCUUCAGUCCUUUUUGAUGACAGCAAUUUUAACAAAAACCAUUUCAGACCUUGAGGGUUUUCAAUAAAAUUGAUUUCAUCAAGGAGGAGCUUGAAAAGGCUUGUCUAGGGGUAGUUUCAUGCGCUGAUAUUGUUUCUAUUGCCACAAGAGAUGGCAUUAUGCUGGUCUGUUCUUGAUCCUUAAUCUUCCUAUUCUCUCUCUCUUUAAAGAUAUUUUUGUUAAUAUCCAGAGUCCUUUAGCAAAACUUUAAGGUUUAGGAUUUGAUGAUUGUUUGUGGACAAUGAUUCUUGAAUGAAACUUGGGUAAAAUGUAGGAAACAGACUUUAAAAGAGUUGGUAUCUCUUUACAUUUUUUUAUGUCGAGAGGAGUCUAUAAAGUAAAUAUUAGUUGUGGGGAAAGAUUAGAAAGUUAAUGAAUUGAGAAUAUGUUCCUAGUGGUUUUUUCUGUUUUGGUUUCCACAGAUUGUGAGUCACCUUUAAUUAGCCAACUAUUUGUUUCAAGCACUUUUUGAUUAUGGUUUUUUAGGUCGAAAACUUAAAAAAGGAAAAGAAGAAGAAAAAGAAAGAAAGAAAAGAGAAAUACUUUUCUUAUUCCAAAUUCUGAUGAACUGACAGUAAAGAACAACUCUUGGGAAGUUUGAUGAUGUGCUUGGGCCCAAAUGCAGUUAGUUGGCCACCUUUCAUUGCGUGUGCAGCAGCUGGAUGUUUGAUGUGAAACAAAGACAAAAG